AUGCCGGCUGAGAGCUUUGCUGAGCAGCGGACUGUCUUGAGGAGCCGGGGCUGUGCGCGUGGCUGGUGGCCGCCCGUGAGCUGGGACAGGAACAGAGGGCCCACCGCCACCUCCCCCCUGAGGCCAGCGCGGUGUCUGGAGCACCGCCAGGUCCAGACCAACGUGGCCAGCCCCAGUCCCCGCCUGGGCCCGGCUCUGAAGGACGCAACGACGGGUCGGUGGGUCCAUUCACGCUUCCAGCAACAGAGCAACCUGAGGCCCAGGGCGCCCGGGGGACCCCGGAGGAAGGCCCCAGAGCCAGCCGUGCAGCAGAGCAACCUGAGGCUCGGGGGGACCGCCGCCCCCCGCCUCCAGGCUGGCCUUGGGCAGCGCACUCCCCUGGGGCUCGGUGCAGGGCACGCGACCCCGGCCACAGCGCCCUCCACCUCUGACCUCAGGCUCAGCACAGGUUUUCUAUAUCACGAAGGGCGCGCGCAGCUGGAUGAAGGAUCCUGGCCCAGGCUGGGGAGCGGGGCCCCCAGGCUCCUCGGGGAGCCCCUCACUCUGGAGGAUCUGGCCGCCCCGGCCCCCACUGUCCUCGGGCGGCGGCGGCAGCUGGGUGCUGCGCAGCAGCUGGAGCACAGGGCGCCCAGGCUCAGGCAGCCUCCGGGCCCUGACGACAGCCGGUCACCCCCUGCCCGUCCCCAGCCCUGCCAGCCUGGUGUGGCCUCCCUGGAUGAGAGGAACCGGGCCCGAGGCCCCAGGGGGACUGCACGGGGCUCAGAGAUGCCCGAGGCCCAGGCUGGACUCCCGGAUCGCCCAGUGCCCGGUGGGCCAGGCUCUCCCAACACCGCCUCGGGGGUCGUCACCCACAGUUUGCUCAGCUCUGCGCGGGGGCCCGGCCAGAAGUGCCCCCAGUGGCCUUCCCAUGGCAGGAGGCACAGGGCGCCCCCCGGGCUCACUCCAGGGGAGCCCCGCUUCCCUGCUUCCUCCGGGGGCAUCCUGCGUGAGUGGGAAGGAGACAAGGUCCAGGGCCAAGGGGCCAGCAGGAAGGAGGAGAGGCCGACUUCCAGCCCACCCAACCCAGCCCGGGCCUACAGGAGUGCCCAGCAGGUAGAGGCCCGGGAGGCGAGGAGCAACGCGCAAAGCAUUGUGGUCCAGGAGCUCCAGGCAGCUGGCCGGCAGCCGCUGGCCACCUGUUUCAGAGCCUGGAGGCGACUGGCCCAGAGGCGGUGGGCAGUGGCCGAGGCCGUGGCUCUGAGUCACCGGCGGCGGCGGCUGCUUGGAAAGGGUCUCCGGGCGCUGCGAUGGACUGUGUGGACGCAGGAGGCUCAGCUGGACGUGGCCUGGCGGCGACACACCAGGGCCUUGCUGGCUCGGAGCUUCCACAAGUGGAGGCGACUGGCUCUACAGCUGCCCCCACCCAGGCUGCAGCAGGAGGCCCCUCCUCGGGAGGAAAGGCGGUGGUGGAGCCCGCCUGCAGCUUUCCUCCUCUGGUGUUAUCAGGAGGACCAGGCCAGGCGGGAGAAGGGGACCCUGGGGGAGGCCCCCGGGGCCACCGCAGGGACUCGGAGGACAGGGGGCUCCCCGCAGACCCGGUGCUCGCAUGCUACAGAGGCCCCAGCGGCCCCCCAGCCCCAGAGAGCCUGGCUCGGCAGGUGCUUUGGGGCCUGGUGUCAGCUCACACGAGGAAGGGCGCGAGGCCGGAGCGUGUUGACGCUGUGUCUGCAGCGGUGGGUGCAGAUGAAGCAGCGCCGGGCCCUGGGUGGGGCCACGGUGCCGUGGCUGGCUCUGUGCUGGCAGAGGACAGGUGGUGACUCAGCCUCAGGAGCCCCCCGGGCCCCUGGCCUGGGGGAGGAGGUCCAGGCUGAGCGGCGGAAGCGCAAGCAGGGCUGGCUGCAGGAAGGCUGCCGGAGCCUGGCCUUGCAGCGUGCACUGCUGCUGUGGAGGAAUCGGCUCCGCCAGUGCCAGCAAGCCACCUCGUUCUCCCGGGGUGCUGAGCGGCGCCUGCUGCGGGGCGUCCUGAGCCGGUGGCGGAGGAGGGCAUGGGGCCCCGACCCUCGGCCAGACGGCAGCAAGACCAAAUCAUCGGUCCUGGAGCUGUGGGGGGGCCCUGGAGGAGAGGGGGCUGGGCUGGGCUGCGGCACAGCCCAAGGCGCUCUGGAGGAGCAAUGUGGUGCCAGCCGGCCCUCCACAGGCGCAUCUUCCACAGUUGGAGCUGCUGGAUGGGAGUGCAAGGUGCCCGGAGAGAGCUGGCUGCCCGCCAGGCCUGCGUUUGCAGCUGCCCGGCUCCCGCGGCUGGCCUGGCGGCAGGAGGCAGAGCGACAGAGCCAGGGACGGGCGCGGGCUGCCCUGUGCCGCCGCUGCUCCUGCUGGCAGAGGCUGCAGAGGCCUCCACCGGGAGCCAUGUCCAGAGAGCUGCUAUCAUCUGGCUCCAGCAGGCUGGGGUCAGACGCCUCCUCUGGACCUGGGGAGUCCAGGGAGCUGGCCCCACGCACUGGCCCAGGCUGGCCAGCAGAGGGCGCGUCCUGCUGUUGCUGGACGCCCCUGUCCCUUGGAAGCAGGACCCUGGUCCUCUUUGCUGUCCUGACUCUGGACAACACAGAAACCAUCAACAAAUCUGCCCCCUUCUGGCCCAGGCAGGCUCUGCGGCUCUGCGGGCAGGGCUCUCCAUGGCCGGGGCCCCUGGAGGCGACUGGGGUAAGAACUGGGGGGGGGGGGGAGCACUCCCUGGUCAGUGCUGAACCACCGCCCCUCCCCUUGGCCUUGAAGAGGUCCCGAUGCCCUUGCCCCCAGAAGGAAGGCCGCGUGGCGCUGGCGUCUGGAGACUCUGCGUCACAGGUUCCAGGCUUCCCGGCAGGCCCGGUGCCUGGCACUGACAUGGCAGCGCUGGGUGGAUGCUAAAGGGGUGGAGCAGCUGUCCCGGGCCCUGGUGAGUGGGCUUGGAGGCCCCCGGGCACAUCACCCCUCAGCCUAACCCUGCUAACGGCGCCUCCCCCUCCAAGGCUCAGGCAGUGGCACCUGUGGCUCGCCUGGAGGACGUGGCGGCGGAGCAUGGUGCGCCUGCGCGCGGCUCAGCGGCUGCGGCAGGAAGAGGAGCGCUGGGUCCUCUCCCAGGCCUUUAAACAGUGGUACCAGUGUGUGACAGCCAGGAGACGCAGCCGCAGCCGCUCCCUGAGUGCCCAGGCCCUGGCUGUGGUGAGUGUGGGGCAGAACAAAGGGCCAGGCUGCAGCCCGCGACUGGUGCCUGUGGAGUGA
Messenger RNA from Dipodomys ordii (Ord's kangaroo rat), 3237 nucleotides. RefSeq names its product chromosome unknown open reading frame, human C1orf167 (gene CUNH1orf167). NCBI's taxonomy places the organism in Eukaryota, Metazoa, Chordata, Mammalia, Rodentia, Heteromyidae. The record is from RefSeq and is a predicted model, not a curated record. The transcript has 16 exons.